AUGUUCUAUCUUGAAUUUUCAGGUGGCUGUCGACGGUUCAAGUUCAUUCCACCAAUGAACAGCUAUUAUUUUAAGGACCACGUGUACAGAAAUCUUUCUAUUGGAAUAUAUGCAUCGUGUGAGCAUCUGUGCGUCAUGGCGAGCGAGUGCGUGUCCGUCAAUGUUGGCCCGCGAAUAUAGGAUAAAGUGAUAUGCGACUUAAGCAACUCUGAUCAUUGGCAUCAUCCAAAGGAUCUUCAACCAAGACAGGGCUGGACAUACAGAGGUGCAGAGGUACGAUUGCGAACUUGAAAAAUAUGAGGACAUUGUACCGUUCUUCGUGUAAUGAUUGUUAUUAAAUCUGGGGUCAAUUUAAUAAACCUUUUACAAGUGUAAUUUACAAGUAUAGCCAUUGUUUUAGAGUCUGAAAACAAUAGUUACACUUUUAAAUUACACUUUAAGAAGUUUUAUUGAAUUGACCCCCUGAUGUAGAUAACCUAUUUUCAAGAACUGUUCUAGGGAUAAAAGGUUCUCUCUUUUCUAUACUGUUGAAACCUAGUCCAUUCCCACAAUAAAGGAUUUAAAUACUUGACUGUUUUUUUAUCAGAAUCUCUGCUGCAGUAACCCUUGCCUUAACAACGCCAAAUGUCUUCUUGGAUAUACAGACAAAAGAUACCUUUGUGUAUGUGCAUCUGGAUAUACAGGGGAACACUGUGAAACAGGUACAGUUAAACUG
Porites lobata is the source of this 715-nucleotide messenger RNA. NCBI's taxonomy places the organism in Eukaryota, Metazoa, Cnidaria, Anthozoa, Scleractinia, Poritidae. The record is from the annotation of a GenBank genome assembly.